CAAUGGGGCUCCGUUCCAACGGGUCUCUAUGAUUAAAGGAGGAUGUCAAUGGCUCCAUCCACAAUGGAAAGCGACCGCUUACCUCAUCAAACAACAGCCGCUGACGCUGCCAAGGCUGUGUCCGCUCCUCCCUCAUCGUUGCCUCUGGAUGCCGACCCGUCUGUGCCGUGGCCUGACUGGCCUGGCACGCCCUUCUGUGCAGUGGCCGGUCUGAUCAUAGCGGGCUGCAUUGAGAGUGCCUACCUGUCUUACGUCGAGUGGGCGGGGGACGGCGAGCGGCCCGGCUGCCCCGUGGGCGGCUGCUCAGAGGCACUCACCGGACCUUGGUCAAAAGUGGCGGGUGAGGGGGAUGCGAUGCAUGAAUGCUUUGGUGGAGGAUACACAUGUUUUGUGUCUUUGUGUAUUGGUUUGCAGGCGUUCCUCUGGCUUUUUGGGAUUGUGCGCUUAUGUGGCGGAGCUGGUGCUGUGUGGGCUGCUGUGGGGGGCGAAGGAGUCAAGACGUCAGUGCAAAGGAGACAGAGAUUGGCGGGUGGCAUCUGUUUCUGUGUGUCUGUCCAUCCAUCCAUGCAUGGUGCAGGUGGAGACGCCUUGCUUCGCCAGCUGCUGCUGUUUGUGUCGUGCAUGAUGGCUGUCUUCAGCUGCUACCUUAUGACGUUGCUCGGUUUCCAAGUCAGUGAAUGACACAGAGCCCACAAAGACCGACCGCACUUUAUUGCAUGCGGCUUCUGUGUGUGCAGAUUGGUCAGUUUUGUCCGUGGUGCUUCGCCUCUGCCUGCAUAUGCUGGACCAAUGCGAUCAUAUGCCUCACAACGGUAAGGGAGCGUCCCAGGCCAGCCGAGACGUGUGUCUCUGUGUAUGGGUGUCGUGUCGUCCAGUCUCUCGUUCCCAUUCCCAAACGCGCCACACUCAUUGCUGUCGCGGCCGCCGUGUCAGCCCUUAUUUUCUCAGGUAAGUACUGUGUGUCUCACUCAGUGUGGUGCGCCUCUUGUCAUCCAUUCACUCAUUUGUUGGUCUAUCAGGUGUCCUCUAUAUGGUGCAGCGUGCCUUGAUGCCCUCCCCGUCCGCCAUCAAGACCACCGGCGCGACCUUCGACCUGGCCUCCCCCUCUCAGUCGGAAGAGCUCGUCAACAACCUCAUUGCAGCAGGGGCCGUCAUGUAUGGCUCGUAAGUAAGACAAGACACACACCUUGGCACCUAAAUCCAUUUCAUGUAUGUGUUCAUUCAUUGUGUGCAGGGCUGUCUGCGGGCAUUGUCGCGACCAGAAGACGGCCAUCGGCCAGGCGUGGCGCCGAUUCGCCGACACCGGGCACUUUGUCGAGUGCGAGAAGGGACAGCCGAACAGCCAGCCUGAGAAAUGCUCAGACGUAGGUGACGAAAGAGCACGGACACACACAGAGAGACCAUACGGCCCCUACCUUUGUGAUGCAGAUCGAGGCGUACCCGACCUGGGUGAUCGGGGGCGAGAGGUUCACGCGCUUCCUCACCAUCAAGGAGCUGGCGGCCGCGGCACUCGCACACCUGCCGAGCCAAACACCCACACCCACACCCACUCCCGGCCCCUCUCUGCUGCAGGAAGCCAUCCACACCCACCCAGAGAGGCAGAGACACAUCCACAUGCAGCAACGGUCCUUAGAGAUGAUGAGGGGCACAGAUGGAGACAAAGAUGGGCCAAUGGCAGCAUCACCAUCGCAAGACGCCGCCAUACUGCUGAGCAGGGAGGAGGCGGAGAAGGUGUUGAAAGGUGUACGGGCCACUGGGAGGGUGGUCGAUGUGAGCAGAGUGCCGUUCGAGUGUGUCGGGCCGCUCGCGAGAGCGAGAGAGAGAGCAACGGGGGAAAGAAAGAGACCGGCGAGGUAAGUGUGUCCGUGUCGGUCGGCUUUUGUGUGUGAUGGG
Molecule: messenger RNA, 1893 nt
Organism: Vitrella brassicaformis
Lineage: Eukaryota; Vitrellaceae
Source: the annotation of a GenBank genome assembly